AUGUUGUCACAAUCGAAGCCUCUUUCCGGCAAGGUAGCCAUUGUAACCGGAUCGAGCCGCGGCAUUGGUGCAGCUAUCCUGCUCAAGCUUGCAUCAUGCGGGGCUGACGUCGUUGUGAACUAUGUCUCGUCUCAAGCGCCGGCCGAAUCUGUUGCUGCCAAAGCUCGCGAGUUCGGAGUCAAGGCUAUUUGCAUCCGGGCGGAUGUCAGCAAACGGGAGGAGAUCGCCCAUCUCUUUGAUCAAGCCAAGAAGGAGCUUGGAAGAGUCGAUGUCGUCAUGAGCAAUUCUGGUAUCGAGCACUUUGGAGACCUGGAGACGGUCAAGGAAGAGGAAAUCGACAGGGUUCUGGCUGUCAACGUGAAGGCGCAAUUCUUUGUUGCGCAGGAAGCACACAAGUACCUUGAAGAUGGUGGUCGUUUGAUUCUUAUUUCGUCCAUCUCAGCUGUUUGGGGCGUCCCUCGUCAUGCCCUCUACUCGGCGUCAAAGGCCGCCAUCACCGGCAUGGUCAAAUGUCUGGCAUGCGACUUUGGAAGCCGCAACAUCACUGUCAACUGCAUUGCCCCUGGUGGUAUCAAGUCCGACAUGUAUACCGAAGCAGCAAAGGAAUAUUUCCCUGGUGGUGACAAGAUGACGGUGGAAGAGAUCGAUGAGAAAGCAGCUUCAAUGAGUCCUAUGAAAAGACCUGGCUUCCCCGAUGAUGUGGCGGGUGUUGUUGCGCUUUUGGCUAUGCCGGAAUCCCAAUGGAUGACUGGGCAGACCUUCCAUGUCGGUGGAGGCGCUCACAUGGCAACGGCUUAG
Messenger RNA from Lasiodiplodia theobromae, 798 nucleotides. RefSeq names its product 17-beta-hydroxysteroid dehydrogenase. The transcript has 3 exons. Gene Ontology annotation, molecular function: oxidoreductase activity. The record is from RefSeq and is a predicted model, not a curated record. Lineage: Eukaryota; Fungi; Ascomycota; Dothideomycetes; Botryosphaeriales; Botryosphaeriaceae. Bases 1 to 798 code for a protein of 265 amino acids.